AUGGGUGACUUUCCACGUCAGGCUCAGAACAAAGAGUUUGCCCACAUCCGUGAAACAAGAGAAACUUCUCAAGUUGCGUAUGUAUCAGCUAAUUCUUCAUGCUCUUUCCUUUCCGCUUUCGCUCGUCACCAGUCCAGCAUAUUCACCAACCUAUUACCAAAAUGCAAAUCCUCCCCACAGAGUGAUACAUGGCCAUCCCAUGACGAUUGGAAUGCUCUCAACAAGUCUAUCGACGGAUGUUUAAUACGUACUGCUCCCGCAGCGUCAUCCUGCUAUGACGGAAGCCCUCUGAACUCGCCGUACAAUUGUACUGAAUGUAUUCCACGCAUCGUAGCCGGAAAGGAUCAGCUACUAUGUGUUCACCAACAACUCUUGUAUUCCCCCUGGCGAGACUGGGUACACCAAGGAGAAAGGAUCAGCAUUGGUGGACUGCCUCAGUAUGUUGUCAAUGCCACGAAAGAGGAGCAAAUUGUGACGGCUAUGGAAUGGGCUUCGAAGAGAAACAUUCGUAUUGUCAUCAAAUCCACGGGACAUGACUUCAAUGGCCGGGCAACCGGUGCAUACUCUUUGUCUAUCUGGACGCACAACUUCCGCGACAUUGAGCACAAGCCAGACUGGCGUAUCCCUGGAAGCAAAGACACGGCAAAUGUCCUGAUAUGCGGUGGGGGUACCAACUGGGGCUCCGCAUACAUUGCUGCCAACGCAGCAAAUAGAUCGGUUGUCGGCGCGGAGGAUGUCACAGUUGGUAUAGGUGGACAAUUAACCAACGGUGGUCACGGUGUUUUAUCUAGCUACCACGGCCUUGUGUCGGAUCACCUCUACCAAGCCACUGUUAUCACCACCAAGGGAUGCCGUCUUGUCGUAAAUGACGAGCAAAAUCAAGACAUGUUCUGGGCAAUUCGUGGAGCAGGUGGUGGUGUGUUCGGAGUUGUUACCGAGCUUGUCAUUAAUACCAAACCCAGGCCUGAGAAUGCGGUUAGCGCCGCGUUGACUUUCUACGCUCGCGAUUCAUUCCGCCCUAUGGAAGAUGCUGCGUGGGCGGCUAUUGCUGAACUUACCUCGCAAUUCCCAGAUCUGAUAGACACGGGCGUGACCGGCACGGUUGAUACGAUGACCGGGCAGAUGGCUAAGAAAUACCUCCCCUUGCCCCAUGCUGUAGCUGGUCCAGCAGUGUCAGCCAAGCUCUUCGCCUUUAAUACUACCGUCGAAAGUAUGCGACACAAAAUUCGAAAGCUGGUCAACAGCAUUGAAGACGCAAGCAAGGGGAAUCUGAGUAUACUUGUGACAGAGCUAUAUUCUGAAGGUUUCUGGUCAUGGGGGAAGCCCGAAUUCCGCUCUAGGAAUUUUGCAGGAUCAUCUCAAGACCUGGACAAGUAUCUUCGAAAAAUCUUUGUCGCCCAACGUCCCGAUGAUGGAAAUAUGUUACGCUUCGAUCUCCAGGCUGGGUCUGGCCCGGCCAAAGUCCCUAAGGAACGACGGGCCAGUGAAAACUGGUACUGGCGCAAGGCGUAUGUCCUGGCGAUGGCGUGGGGAGCGCACAUCAACGCGACUGAAGAUGCCAGCAAUGCAUUGAAGUCUGCAAUAGACUGGUAUGAGGAAAACCAGGAAGCUGUCUGGAGAAAGUGGGCUCCAGACGCCGGGGCAUAUCUGAAUGCAGCAAAUGGGUUCAGUCGCUCUUGGAAACAUGACUUCUACGGUGACAAGUAUGGUAAGCUGCUAAAAAUCAAAGAGAAGUAUGAUCCAACGGAGAGUUUGUGGUCUUAUAGUGGAGUUGGGAGUGAAAAGUGGCAGUAUGAUUUACACAGUGGUCUGCUUUGUCAAGCAGGCAAGUCGUGA
Molecule: messenger RNA, 1836 nt
Organism: Penicillium subrubescens
Lineage: Eukaryota; Fungi; Ascomycota; Eurotiomycetes; Eurotiales; Aspergillaceae
Product: putative isoamyl alcohol oxidase
Exons: 5
Coding region: 1-1836 (611 amino acids)
Molecular function (GO): FAD binding; oxidoreductase activity
Source: RefSeq, a predicted model, not a curated record